Molecule: messenger RNA, 819 nt
Organism: Pleuronectes platessa (European plaice)
Lineage: Eukaryota; Metazoa; Chordata; Actinopteri; Pleuronectiformes; Pleuronectidae
Product: apolipoprotein D
Exons: 5
Coding region: 144-695 (183 amino acids)
Biological process (GO): brain development; lipid transport; tissue regeneration
Molecular function (GO): lipid binding
Source: RefSeq, a predicted model, not a curated record
ACUGAAAGUCUGAGAGUUUCGAGCUCAGCCUCAUUGAGACACAGCUUCGGAACCACACCUGACAACUGGACGACUUCAACCACGACCACACACGCGGACACACACAAGGACAAACACACACACACACACUCACCGGAGGAAACAUGUCUUCCCUCUACCUCCUCCUGCUGCUGCUCCCCCUGGUGGCAGCUCAGACGUGGCACUGGGGUCCCUGCCCCUCACCCCCAGUUCAGCCCAGCUUCAACCUCCAGCAGUAUCUGGGGAGAUGGUACGAGAUCGAGAAGCUUCCUGCUUCAUUUGAAAGAGGAAAGUGCAUCGAGGCGAACUAUUCUCUGAAGAAAGAUGGAACCAUCCGGGUGCUCAACUCUCAGUUCUAUGAGAACGAGACGAGCACGGCUGAAGGGACGGCGGUGGUUCGAGACCCGAGAGAAGCAGCCAAACUGGGAGUCAGCUUCUCGUACUUCUCUCCCUACAGCCCGUACUGGGUUCUCUCCACCGACUACACCAAUUUCACCAUCGUGUACUCGUGCACCGACUUCUUCCGCCUGGUCCGCGUGGACUUCGCCUGGAUCCUCACCCGCUCACGGUUCCCUCCUCGGGAGACGGUGCUUCACGCCAAAGACCUGAUGACCAGCGAGGGAAUCGACCUGAGCGGGAUGAAGGCCACAGAUCAGACUGGCUGCAGAGACGAGUGAUGGAGACGUCGAAUGAAAGUGAUCUGCAGUGUGAAAACGUUUUAAAGUAUAUUUGUACAUCUUAAUUCUGUAUUAGCUGCUCAGGACUUUAAAGAUGAAACUGAUAAAGUCACAUUAACUCCUC